CGAGGGACUAAAACGAAAAAAACCCCGUCCCUCGCUCUCCAAAAUCCCUAAACCCCUCUGCGAUCGCAGAGAAGAUCGGGGUCCCCAAAAAUCGGAGAAAUGGAUGCCGUCGCUAAAUCCUCUCGUCCGAAUCCGAUCUCUCGAUUCAUCUCCACUCCUCUAUGGAUCGGACUCUUAAUUCUACUAUUAUUACCGGCGGAUUCAAACGCUAAACCGUUGCGGACGUCUUCGCUGUUUUCGCUGUUUAAUUUAAAAUCCAAGAGUAGAUUUUGGAGCGAGUCUGUGAUUCGCAGUGAUUUCGAUGAUUUGGAAAGUGAAGUAUCUUCGGACCAUGGGAAAAUGGAGGUUGUAAACUAUACGAAAUCAGGUAACAUUGCAAACUUUUUAAAGCUUUCAGAGGUCGAUUCCAUAUAUCUUCCUGUCCCAGUGAACUUCAUCUUCAUAGGAUUUGAAGGAAAAGGGAAUCACGAGUUCAAGCUUGGUGGAGAAGAGAUAGAGCGGUGGUUUACCAAAAUCGAUCACAUUUUCCAACAUACACGGGUUCCUCCUAUUGGGGAGGUCCUUACCCCAUUUUAUAAGAUCAAUGUUGAAAAAGUCCAACAUAAUCAUCUUCCUUCUAUCAGUCAUAUAAACUACAAUUUUUCCGCGCAUGCUAUACAAAUGGGAGAAAAAGUUACUUCUGUUAUUGAGCAUGCCAUAAGAGCCCUAUCCCGGCAAGAGAACAUAUCAGAUUCUAGGGACAAUGAAGAUGUCUUGUGGCAAGUUGAUGUUGACAGGAUGGAAUAUAUAUUCUCAACUCUUGUUGAUUAUCUUCAGAUUGAUAAUGCAUACAACAUAUUUAUUCUCAACCCCAAACACAAUGCUACACGAAUUCGUUAUGGUUACCGAAGGGGCCUCUCGGAAUCUGAGAUCAGUUUUCUCAAAGAGAACAAGACCUUUCAAGCCAAGCUUCUCCAAUCUGAAAAAGUGGCAGAGGGUUCUCUCGAAAUCGACGCAGGCAACCCAAGGCCACUUUACAUUAAUAGGCCUACAGCGACUUUUUCGUGGACUACGUCUGAAGAAAUUGAUACUAUAGAGUGGUCAAAAAAGUGUUCAGAUGCCUUGGAUACUGUUGAGAGAUUAAAUAAAGGAAAAGACACUGCAGAGCUUGUUUAUAGCAAAGCUGCUCAUAUCUUGCAUGGAAAGAAUGAUCUGAAACAUCUCUUGCAUGAAGGACUAAAGAUAGGGGAUUUAACCGGUCUCCAUCCUGAGUGUAUCACCGAUACAUGGAUUGGCAGAGACAGGUGGGCUUUCAUUGAUUUGAGUGCAGGCCCUUUUUCCUGGGGUCCUGCUGUAGGUGGAGAGGGGAGUUCGUAAGCAGAACUUAGAUCUGGGCCGAAUGUAGGAAAACUGUUGUGGCUAGCAGCAGAAAUAACAGAAGAAGAAGCUGAAGAUAAAUUGCAAGAUGCAAUUCGGGAGAAAUUUUCAUCUUUUGCUGAUAAUGAGCAUCAAGCCAUUGAUAUACUAUUAGCCGAGGUCGACAUUUAUGAACUGUUUGUAUUCAAACAUUGCAAGGGAAGAAAGGUCAAGCUUUCUCUAUGUGAAGAACUUGUGGAGAGGAUGCAUGAUUUGAGAACUGAACUGGAGGGUUAUAAUAAUGAAGACUCUGAUGAAAGCCAGAAAAAGAAGGCGCUUGAUGCAUUAAAACGAGUUGAAAAAUGGAAUUUAUUCAGCGACACUCAAGAGGAAUCUCAGAGUUACACAGUUGCGCGGGAUUCAUUUCUUGCACACCUUGGGGCUACUUUUUGGGGUUCAUUGAGACAUGUAAUUGCUCCCUCAGUGGCUGACGGGGCUUACCAUUACUAUGAAAAGAUAACUUUUCAGUUAUAUUUUAUUACAGAAGAGAAAAUCAGGAACAUAAAAAAACUGCCUGUUAACCUGGGGGCCCUUAAUGAUGCCCUUUCCUCGCUGUCUACACCAUCCCAAACCGUUAUGUUUAGUACACACAUGAUAUCACUUUCGGAGGAUCCCGCUCUGACAAUGGCUUUCUCUGUGGCGCGACGAGCUGCUGCUGUCCCACUUCUGCUAGUUAAUGGCACUUAUAGAUCAACUGUUCGUGCCUAUCUAGACUCCGCCAUUCUUCAAAGUCAGUUACAGAAGCUGAGCGAGCAUGGUUCACUUAAAGGAUCUCAUUCCAGUUCCAGGUCAACACUGGAAGUUCCAAUAUUCUGGUUUAUUCACAAGGAUCCUCUGUUUGUCGACAAACAUUAUCAAGCAAAGGCACUUUCUGACAUGAUCAUCGUUGUUCAGUCUGACUCAUCAUCUUGGGAGAGCCACUUGCAGUGCAAUGGGAGGUCACUUCUAUGGGAUUUAAGGAAUCCCAUAAAAGCUGCCAUUGCUGUAACUGCUGAGCACUUGGCUGGUUUGCUUCCUCUUCACCUAGUUUACAGUCAAGCACAUGAAACUGCUAUCGAGGACUGGACAUGGUCAGUAGGCUGCAAUCCUUUGUCAGUCACUUCCCAAGGUUGGCAUCUUUCACGCUUCCAGUUGGAUGUAAUUGCUCGAAGCUAUAUAAUUACUGCUCUGGAGGAGUCUAUACAAGCAGUUAAUACAGCCAUUCACCUACUAGUUAUUGAGCGUACCACUUCACAAGGAUUUAAGCUGUUCAAAUCUCAGGAGCGAGGAAUAGUGGAAAAAUACAACUCAAUUGUUGGUUUGUGGAGAAGAAUUGCAACUAUAUCUAGUGGGCUGCGUUAUGGUGAUGCCAUGAGGCUUCUGUCUACGCUUGAAGAUACUUCCAAAGGGUUUGUAGAUCAUGUAAAUUCCACCAUUGCUGCAUUGCAUCCAAUCCAUUGCACUCGCCAGAGGAAAGUCGAUGUAGAGGUAGACCUCACAACAGUGCCUGCAUUUUUGGUGGUUUUUGGCAUUCUUUGGUUCGUGCUAAGACCUCGAAGAGUUAAGCCCAAGAUCAAUUAGAGCACAUAUCUGCUGAUCAAAAUGUGUAAAAUGUAGAAUGAGCUUCAGCAAAAACCUUGCUGAAAGUAAAAGGCAAAUAGAAAAAAGGCCCCCAAUAUGUCUUUGAAUUCACAUACGCAACACUCUUCUUGAGGAAUGAAGACCGAAAUGUCCUGAUUCACUAAAAUUGUAGAACAUGUUGCUGAACGUUGCUGCUGGGAUCCUGGUCUUUUGUUGUAGAACUAGGAUAAAUAUCAUUCCUUGUAUGUGAUCAGUGUAUACACUUGUAUGGGAUAUCAGGGAAAUCUAAAGACAUUAUACUGAUCCAAAGAUAUUAAUAUGUUUUCCUUCUCUUCAUCAUAGAAACUAAUAAAGGUGAACGGAGUUGAUUUUUUGGAAUUGA
Messenger RNA from Asparagus officinalis (garden asparagus), 3337 nucleotides. RefSeq lists its product as uncharacterized. The record is from RefSeq and is a predicted model, not a curated record. Lineage: Eukaryota; Viridiplantae; Streptophyta; Magnoliopsida; Asparagales; Asparagaceae.